This is a messenger RNA of Lobosporangium transversale, 366 nucleotides long. RefSeq lists its product as hypothetical. The transcript has a single exon. NCBI's taxonomy places the organism in Eukaryota, Fungi, Mortierellomycota, Mortierellomycetes, Mortierellales, Mortierellaceae. The record is from RefSeq and is a predicted model, not a curated record. Bases 1 to 366 code for a protein of 121 amino acids.
AUGUCGUACCUAUCAUACAACCUUGAAGCUAUACCAACACUACUUUUUAUGCUAACACUUCCAACUCCAACUAACCGACAUAGCGGCGAGCUUGCAUCUGCAGCAGCGAGAGAUGUUCGCCUGUAUGUAGAGAGUACACAUGAUGUGACCACGAAAUCACUGCAGAGUAGGAAGGUGGAUAUCAGUGUCCGUGUCUUUGCGAACGGCCACUGGAACAACGAGAUAUGUGUUUUUGAGUUCCUAAAUACAAUAGUUGCAGUUAGGAAUGAACGGAUUAUUCAAUUAAAGAAUAACAUGAGUAAUAUCAAUAUUUAUAUCCUCAACCAAAAAAGAACAGGCAACGAUGCCUGGAAUGCACCUAACUGA